AUGACGCAGCAAUCCAUGCUUGUUCUAGCAAGCGGGCAAAUUGCUUCACUCGCCUUUCUCGUGUACGAGAUAUGCCUCACAUUCGACGACGAGGUUAAUGUAAUUUGGUCAAAACCGAAUAGGUCAUGGAUCAAAUGGCAGUUCCUAUUCACUCGAUAUUUCGCCUUGUCCAUCCAAGUAAUUAACAGAGGAAUAGACAGUGCCAUCGCAUCCCACAUGAAUAUGGUGUCGACCGACUUGAAGAAUUGGUACAUAUGUCAGGUCAUUGUCGGCAGCAUCUUGAUGUCUGCUGUCGAAGCCGUCCUCAUGGCUCGGGUCUAUGCUCUCUACAACAAGAAUGUUUGGAUAUUACUCAUCUUUGUCAUCAUGAUCCUGGGGGAGAUUGUGACUGUGAUUCUGGGCAUUGUCCUGAACAGACCGGGAGACGAGUUCAGGGCGUCAAACAUCCUCCUACGGAGCCCGACAUCGUUUACGUACUUUGGCAUCGGUGCGAUAGCAUCGCAGAUAACAAUUUUAGGGCUUACGCUGUUGAAGUACAAAGCAGCCGUGGAAGGCGGAUGGAGUAAAACUCCUAUCAUGAUGCUCAUGAUCAGAGACGGCACUGCUGCAUUUUUCAUUCUCCUAGUCGCGACAACCUUGACUGUCGUCGCUACAAGUACACAAAAUGAGUACGCUCCCAUUGGGAACUCGUGGUUUUUGUCCAUCGUCGCUUCUGCGGGAUGUAGACUAAUCAUCAAUAUGCAAACGUUUCCAACACGCAUAGAAUCGACUGAUUUACCUACUUCAGUGCAGCUGACCACGCUCUACCCCGGGUUUGAGCAGUACACGAUCCGCGAGGUUCAUUGGAAUGAGUUCCAGGACAUCUACUGA
Molecule: messenger RNA, 870 nt
Organism: Cyclocybe aegerita
Lineage: Eukaryota; Fungi; Basidiomycota; Agaricomycetes; Agaricales; Hemipholiotaceae
Source: the annotation of a GenBank genome assembly